Molecule: messenger RNA, 786 nt
Organism: Thecamonas trahens ATCC 50062
Lineage: Eukaryota; Apusomonadida; Apusomonadidae
Exons: 1
Coding region: 111-416 (101 amino acids)
Source: RefSeq, a predicted model, not a curated record
AGCACCGUUUUAGACUUCGGCUCGGACUAGGCACCCACCCUCUCCGCCUUUCUCCCACCCCCUCCACCCUCCACCCCCUCCUCUCUCUGAUCUCUACACAUCGAGUCACCAUGGGCACGACUACCAAGCGCAUUGUGUUCCCGUGGAACUACCCGGUCAUCGAGAAGACGAUUCGUAUGGACCUGGAACUGACCGGCCAGGCUGCUGUGGACAUUGUGCGUGAAAAGUCGCGCUGCUACAACAUCGACGCACAGACCUGCUUCCUCUACCUGCCCGAGGCAAAGCGCCAGAUUGGCAACGACGAGAUCCUCGGCGACGUCGAGUCACUGCCGUCCGAGGAAUUUCUAGAGUUGAGAGAUCCAAACUCGGGGCCAAAGCCCGGCGAGGGCUCCAAGAAGUCGUGCACUAUCCUCUAAGUCUAUGCAUCCUCUUGCUCUUUCGGCCCACCCCUCUCUGUUUCUCUCUCGCACAUCGUUCUCCCUGGGAGCCUCGCGUUGCUCAGCGCUCGUGCUCUGGACAGCCGCCCGCUCUACACCGCAGCCUCCCUCGCUCUCCACCUUCCACCACCGCCCACCACUCCUGCUGCCUGCCCGCAUCUUUCGCUUGCGUCGCGUGCUCUCUCAUCUCUUCCGCCACUCGCUCGACACCGGACAUGACCGGCGCGUCCUUGCAGCUGCCAGCGUCUCGCAUUUACCGUUGUCUCCCCCCCUCCCCCCCUCUCCCCUCUCGCACACUCGACUUCAUUCUACGGAUCCAGGCCUCGGCACCCGUGACAUGCCCCCCCCC